CUGAAACUAAAAGACUAUCAACAGAACUUCCGGAAUACGUUAAUCAUCUGAACAGUUCUUAGAAGCAAAUAGACAAGGGGAAAAUAUUUCACAGAAGAUUUGGGCAUUUGACAGUCGUUCGGUUUUUGGAUUUUAACAAGUUUAGAAAUAAUGGAUUUCUCAUGCAAAGCGUGUCUCUUUAUAUCAGUUGUGUUAAUGCACGUGGGUCUGAAUUCAGCAGCAUUUUGGAAUCCGCCAGAUAUCUCGGAUUAUGAAGACCACCCGUGCCGGCGGGAUUGUUUGAGAUCUACAUCUAUGACUUGUAAAUAUAACUUUACAAUUGAACAUUACCAGACAUUGUCACGUGCCUGUUUCAACUGUCCCAAUAAUAUGUCUGACUGUAGUCGGCCGCACUGCGUCCCUGCUGACGGAUUUCUGCGUGCAAUAAAAGUGGUCAAUAGAAUGAUGCCGGGACCGGCACUUCAUGUUUGCAAGGGUGAUACGCUUGUUGUCAAUGUAUACAAUCAGUUGAAUGAUUUCGAGGGGACGGCCAUACACUGGCACGGUAUACUGCAGGAAAACUCGCCUCAUAUGGAUGGUGUUGCGAUGGUUACACAAUGUCCUAUACCAGCACAUUCUGUUUUCCAGUACAAGUUCCAGGCGCAGAACUCAGGUACCCAUUAUUGGCAUGCCCAUGCAGGGUUACAGCGAGGUGACGGAAUAUUUGGAGCACUAGUUGUUCGGGAUACUUCGGUAACUUCCGUGAAGAGUCUUUACGACGAAGACCUUCCAGAACAUACAGUGUUCGUACAGGAUUGGCUUGAUCAGUACUCCUCUGCUAAAUUUGCCUUACAUCACCACGGAAUGAGUGACAACCAACCGUCUUCCAUUCUCAUAAAUGGAAAGGGUACAACAUUCGGACACGGUUCAAAGGAUUCUAUGGAUCAUGGCGGACAUUCAAUGAGCGGGUCGGGUGGCAUGGGUGACAUGAAUGAUGACAUGAAUAAAACCCACACUACGGAUCAUAACGCUACAACGGAUGAAAUGGCGGAUAUGAAUAAAACCAACGCUAUGGACCAUAACGACACGAUGAAAGGAAUGCCAGAAUCCACGGUAUCAACAGGGGAAGCAACUCAAGCUACACAUGCAAAUCAUAAUAAUAUGGGAUCUACCACGAUGGCGCCAAUGAACGAUCAUAACAUGACAAAUUCAACUACACACACAAAGAAGGCGUUUGUUCCUCACAGCGUUUUUCGAGUUGAGCGAGGGCGGCGGUACAGAUUUCGGUUUAUCAGCAACGGGCUUUUAAACUGUCCACUAAAGGUGUCUGUAGAGAAGCAUACUCUGACUGUCAUAGCGAGCGACGGCAACGAUAUCAAGCCCUCAGAAGUCGAAAGUAUAACAAUCUUUGCAGGAGAAAGAUAUGACGUCGUCUUAACAGCUAAUCAGUAUGUUGAAAACUAUUGGAUGCAUGUAAUUGGCCUCGGGGAUUGUGAAAUCAAGAAAACGUCACAAACAGCUAUCAUUAGAUACGAAGGUGCCAUGGAGAUGAACCCAACAACCGGAAAUACAUAUUCAGACGGCGAUCGCAAAGGCAGGAGCGGGAACCCGAUGACGUUUCAUGACGAUAUAGUCACCGUUGCCGACAUGACGUCAGAGGUCGCACCAGACGAUGUAUACACCGCCCACAAUGUGCAGAGGUUUUACAUGAAUCUGGGAUAUAACGAAGUAGAGAACUAUCAUUUCUUGGACUCUGAUCACUACCCCUUGGCAGAAAUGUACCAGAUGCACAAGGGUUCCCAUGGCAACCAUCUGUUUGCCUUACAGAUGAAUGAUAUAACCUUUAAGAUGCCAAUGUCACCUGUAUUAACGCAAUACAGAGAUUUGGACGAGCGGAUAUUUUGUAACGAAACCUCGGCACCUGUCACUUGCCAUAACGAUUUUUGUGAAUGUGUCCAUCGGGUGAAAGUCGACCUCAAUGCUGUUGUGGAACUUGUCCUUAUUUCAAACGGUAUCCAUGGUCUUGGGAACCACCCCAUGCAUCUGCAUGGCCACGCCUUCUAUGUCCUGGGAAUGGAAAAGCUAAAUACGACCAUUUCUCGGUCAGCUAUUGAAGAACUUGACAGACGAGGGGUUCUCAAGAGAAAUUUAAGAAAUCCAAUCAAGAAGGACACAGUUAUGGUCCCUGAUGGCGGAUAUACAAUAAUCCGAUUCAAAGCGAAAAAUCCAGGGUUUUGGCUGUUUCAUUGCCACGUGGACUUCCAUUUUGCCCUCGGUAUGUCCAUUGUUCUCCAAGUAGGCGAAAUCCAUGAAAUGCGACCGGUUCCCGGCAACUUUCCGAGAUGCGGCAGCUGGCACUACACAGAGGAUUCUACGCCAUAUGACAUGUGUAGCAACAUAAGUAACCAUGGAAACAGAAUUUUUAACAAUCCAGCAUAUAUUAUGCUAUUAUUGUUAUUACUUACAGUGGUACAUAAUUUCUUUUUGAUGUUGUAGGGACUGCUAUGAUUCCGACAAAAGAAAGCCAUUCUAAUAUAAAAUAGUUCCAAUAUUUAGUUACUCUAGGUGGUGCUUCUAAGCUUCCAGACUUUAUCAGUUUCCGGAAUUGCACUUACAUCAGAGGCUUCAUCUAGGGUAGCUGGACACUCUUAUACAGAGUUAUUGUUUCACCGCUUCCGCUUCAGACGACAAAAUCGUCAAGAGAUUGGACCUUCCUUUGUGUCUGACUGUAAAAUACAAAAAGCAGAUCUGCAUUGUUUCGUCGGAUGCAAAAUGGAUAUUUUAGUCGAAUAUUCGAAGAAUAGGUAGAGCUGUUGCAUUCACAAAUGCGUCCCCAGCGUUCCGAUUUAGUUAAGUUUUGUAUGUAAUCUGGUACUAGUAUCUCAGUAUUGAAACUUAACAUACAUGUACAUUGUGAUAAUCUGACUCACACUGUACAGGUUCCAUUAUGUACCUUUUUCGUCUGAGCAUUUUUGUUUGGUUUUGUAUGUAAGCUAGUAUCUAAGUAUCCACUAACGGGAAUGAAUUGAAACUUUAUACACAUGUUCACUGUGGGGAUCGGACAUGAUCCAAUAACUCUGUUUUGCUUUUUCACACAGUUAUUUCCCUUUCUCAACUUAGCAAUUCUUUUUGAUACUGUAUGUUAUUUCAUUAAACAUCAUAAAAGUGGGAAGUUCUAAGACUCAAAGGUUUUGCCCCUUUUCUAGUUGUUUAUGCCAAUGUUCUCAUUAUUUUAUCUUUUCUUCAGUGACAACGCAUUUAGAUAGCCGAGCGUUGUUGUCCUCCGAUAUCUCUUAUUGUAUGUAGUAUUAAGUGCAAUUUUCUAUAUAAUGUAACAGAGACAACUAAUGUGAUUUGUGUACCAUAUUUAUCUCAAAUGUGUUUGUCUUUUGGAUUUUGUUUGCGUUUGUUUGUGUUUUUCAGUGCAUGAUAUCUGCCUUGAAGACAGUCCCCUAAAUGACUUCCUGGCCUUUUUAAUAAGAUAUCACAGUAAUAUUAUUUUUCUUGUAGUCCUAUUUCUAGGAUUAUCGGUGAUCAGUAACAAGCUAUUUUAUAUUUCCUCGGCAAUUUUCGUAUCAUAGUAUGCUUUUUUGGCCACAAAUUGCUGUUAUCGUACACGACCACUACCUUAAUGAGCGUCAAAUACAAACUUUUGAAGUAAUUUUCUUACGCAUGCCAAAGUGACUACAUGUAUGAAGUUAAACACGGGGGCCUUCGAGGCUGAAUUGUGUCAGUCGUUGGCUUCGGAUCACGCCCGAUGCCGCUGUGUUUUCGAAACCUCGUCUUUCAUCUGAGGGAGCCAUUCACCUGCCUUACAGAAAGUGUGCCAGGUGCAUGCCCCUACCUGUAAUAAUGCUGGGAGGGGCCCUUAAGGUCUGUCACAACGACGGGAACAAGAACAGAAAGAAAAUGCCAUUGUACAUGUUAUAUACCCUACCUCUAGGUAUUCUACGAGAACCAUGAUACCCAUUGGAGAAAUAUACUAGCCCCUUUCAGUCGCGUAUUUCUCAUCUAAAAAGUUGAGUUCAGCAAAUGGGUACUAUAUGCAAUUGCUAAAUUAUCGUCCAUCGUGCGCCAGUCACAUUUUCUAUAUGUUUCUUAUCGUGUAUUUUAUGUCUUCAUCAGCGUUUCGGGUAUUUAUAAAAGUUUCUCUUGUUUAGUCUCUGCGCCUCGUUAUAGGUGUAAAAUUGUGAAUAAUAUUGAAUGUUGCAAAUUGUAAAUCAUUAUUUUUUAAUAGACGCAAUGCCAUGUAACAGCUGUUGACUUACAAACGUAUUUAAGGUUAUCCACCGUGUGAAGUCGUUACUUUAAGAAAUUGGAACAGUGUUAUAGUCCGCUCUUUUUGAGAUAAAUCCUGUUUCUUAAAGUAACGACUUGAUACGAUGUUGUGUUUUCGCUUGAAAGUGUGCACUCAUUUUUGAAUAGAAAUGUAUUUUUCACCUAUGUAUUUCAAUCAAAUGUGCUAGAUUUUUAGUUUAGCUCACCUUUACGAAUUAUAUUACAUUUAAUCUCUGUGAUUGCUAAUCCAUUUGACACAGACUUCAGCUAUUGGCAAUAUCUUCAUCCACAUUGGAGUCAUUAAACACUGCAAUGAGAGCUCCAGCUUCCUAAGAUUAGAAAAAAUUCAUACAACUGUUACUUUUUCAAAACAUAAAGAAAACAUCAUAAUGCUUGUAUCGUCCGGUGUUAGGAUUACGAUAUCGGUUCACCACAUGGCUGAAAUCUUUGUGAAAUAAUACAAAACAUUAUUUCAUUAGUUUGCACUAAGUGAACAUCAGAUACAGUGACGAAAAUUGCCAUUGCUGCAAAAGUCACUUAUAGCCAGCCAUAUUGUAAAUAUUCUUGUCUUUCGUAAAACUGUCUGUUUUCUGAACAUUGAACAACUUUUGUAAGCACAGUAUAAUUACAUAAAAUGUGCUGUCGUUUACAUAAUUUUGCUAAUAUUAUGACGUUCUUGCUGUUCUUGCAGGAAAAUCUCUCAGUCUGUACCUCAAUCUACAUGUACGUUCAUAAUCAAACAUUUGUUCUUCCGAUCACAUGUCUGAUUUUGCAACCAUACUUUAAACGUGACUGUCAACAGGCUGUUACAAGACCUUGAAAUCCGAAUUAGUGCUUAUGUUUUUGAUAAUCUUCUUUGUCAUUAAAUUUUGAUAUGCAAUAUGUUAAAAGUUGCUAUUCUUGGACAGAAUUGUUCAAAACUGUGUCUAGUGGUAAAGGUUUCUUGUGAACGUUUUUGUUUUUAAAGUUGAGCCACAUGUAUUGAUCAAAAAUACAGACUAGACGUUGCUUUUACAUAAUCUGGUGAUGUUAUGAUAAGACUUGGCGAUUUAUAAAAUUACAGUAUGGAGCUUUACCAGUGGAUACAGCUUUAUUCAACUCGAUCCUGAUAUUUGUUAUUUAUGUAGAGAAUUUUAUUGUGUUUGCAUAUAUAUUGUAUGUACAUUUUGCGAUAAUCUGUCUGUAAAAGACUAAUGUCUUCUUGAGGAAAUGUGUUUAUUCUACCAUAUUUGAUGAAAAAUGUAUUUAGUCUGCGAUAUUUGACGAAAAAUGGAUGUGUUCUGCCGUAUAUUUGACGGAAAUUGUAUUGCGUUUUGAGAUAUUUGACGAAAAAUGGAUUUAUUUUGCCAUAUAUUUGACCAAAAUAUAUUACGUUUGCGAUAUUUGACGAAAAAUGGAUUUAUUCUGCCAUAUAUUUGGCCAAAAUGUAUUUCUGUCAUAUUUGACGAAUUCUAUGAUAAUGAUUCUAUUCUGCCAUGUUUGACGAUAAUAAAAUACAAACCAGAAGCGACCGCUUCCUAAUACGUUGUUUACGAGUACUUAUUUUGUGAGAGAAAAAAAUCGCUAUUGUUAUAUAAAUACAAGACAGAAAUAUCAAUUUUAAGAAAUCUUUUGGUUGUAAAAUGGGAUUCGUUUAUAUUUAAAAAAAAUCAUUAGAUUAGCUUUGAAUUUAUAAAUCAUCCAUUUUUAAUUUCUAUAAACCCAUCGCAAUUUGUAGCUGUUUUAAAAAAAUACCCUCAUGACUCUAAAUACGGGCUAAUUUUUAUAGCAUCUUCAUAAGAUAUUAGAUAGCAUAUAAACAAAAUUUCCCUUGGCGAAAUUUCCCUUAAUGAAAUCAAUAUGAUUAGAUUUUGUUCAAAGUUCAAAAAGUGUGAAACUUGUAAAAUGAUGUAUAACGUAUAACUGGUUAUUUUAGAAUUAAGAAGAUGUUUAAGAAAACUUUUUUAAGGGAGCUGAGGAAUCAAGUAGUAACUUUGGUAGCAACAUUUUAUAAGUUGGAGCAAGUCUUAAUUCGUAGUUCACAAAUUACAGCCUGUAGAAGAAACAUUGUUGUCCACUGCAUCUUAUGUAUUAAAGAGGCAUUUGAAAAAAGGCUGCCAUUAAAAAAAAAAGAAAUUUAUUUGCAUUGUUAGAAAAAGAUUUACUUAAUGUAUUACACACGAGAAUUAUACAUGUAUAAAUCAAUUUGUACAGUUAGAUCUUUUGACCAACUUCUCAAUAAAUAAAAAAUACUGCAUCUGA
This is a messenger RNA of Mercenaria mercenaria, 6498 nucleotides long. RefSeq lists its product as uncharacterized. NCBI's taxonomy places the organism in Eukaryota, Metazoa, Mollusca, Bivalvia, Venerida, Veneridae. Gene Ontology annotation, biological process: iron ion transport. Gene Ontology annotation, cellular component: plasma membrane. Bases 151 to 2475 code for a protein of 774 amino acids. Gene Ontology annotation, molecular function: oxidoreductase activity; copper ion binding. The transcript is spliced from 11 exons. The record is from RefSeq and is a predicted model, not a curated record.